This is a messenger RNA of Onychostoma macrolepis, 3882 nucleotides long. It is a transcript of the gene arhgap27, whose product is annotated as Rho GTPase activating protein 27. The annotation marks the transcript as partial. Gene Ontology annotation, molecular function: protein binding. Gene Ontology annotation, biological process: regulation of GTPase activity; signal transduction. NCBI's taxonomy places the organism in Eukaryota, Metazoa, Chordata, Actinopteri, Cypriniformes, Cyprinidae. The record is from RefSeq and is a predicted model, not a curated record. The transcript is spliced from 17 exons. Gene Ontology annotation, cellular component: cytoplasm.
CAAAAGUGGGCCACUAUGUCACUUUCACAGCAGGUUCUGGUGAAUUAUGAAUACAAAUACAUUGCUCGAGAUGGCAGAGAGGUGUCCAUCAAACCCAACGAACACUACAUCCUAGUUGCCAAGACUAAUGAAACUUGGUGGCACGUUCAGAGGGAUGAGACUGACAAGCCUUUUUUCAUCCCAGCAACCUAUGUGACCGAACUCCCACCUGAGACCAACCAAACUCCACUGGACCCUCCGGAAGAGUUUAGUGGAAGUGAAUACCUCAAGUCCACCUCAGAGACAGCUCCUGAUAGUCUUCCCAUCAUCAUUGAGCCCACUGAAGUCACACUCCGAGUCCCUGCCUCUAUAAAACGAGACACGGAGAAGGAUGGCCAUAGAAUAUCAACGUAUAUUAUUCCAAAGGAAUUCUUUGAACCAAAAGGUUUGGAUCCAGAUCCCAUAAAGACUGAAGCAGAGACCGGUCCUGUGCCUGAACUCCAGAUCUAUGACACCAUUAAAGACAAGCCUUCCAACCCUGCUUCUCCAACUAAUGGGGAAGCACCACCCUCUAUCAUACUGCCACCUCUCCAUACAGUUAACACACCUCAAUCCUCUAAAAUGGAGAUAAAAUCAACUGUAAAUGCAACAGAAAGGCCUCGGAUGGACUCGAAGGCCCUGGAACAAGAUAUUCAGAUGCUCAAUAGAGCUGGCUGGGGUGACGUCUGGAACGCCAUGAAUAAAGACGAGAAUGUUUAUGAGAGUUUGGAUACAGUAAGAGAACCUGAAGCCUCAAAAGCCGAAAAUGAUAUGACUGUAAUGCCCGUCACACCAGAUAAGAAUAUGGCAGAGGAUGACAACACUCUCACGGCGGUGUACGUAAACCUCCCCCAGGUGCGUCGGAGUAUCCCUGACCCCUCCAGUAUCGUCGCUUCUCCAGUACAGGAAUUCCCAGACCCUCCCGAUACCCUUCUGUUAGACUCUGCGGGAUGGGAGAUCCAUACUGACGACCAGAGCGGGCAAGUUUACUACUACCAUCCCUCUACGGGCCGCAGCACCUGGGAGUAUCCGCUCAGCUACUCCAUGGAGUCAUCAGUGGGGACGGAGGAGGCCCGUUCUCCUCCCUCGUUCCCCCAGUCUCCCGUCAGCUCGCCCUUAGUCCCUUCUCCUCAGAGGUGGAGCUCGGACUGGGAGAAGGUGCUGGAUGAGAAUACUGGCAGGCAUUACUUCUUUAACCCCGUGUCGGGUCAGAGUUCCUGGGAUCCCCCGGAGGACAUCACCUCACCAGGGCAGUUUCUGGAAGAUUACCCGCCUCCGCUUCCUGAGGAAGACUACCCAGCAUCUCCAGAUCUGGAGGAAGAAGCAUCUCCUCUCUCAAUGCCAGCAGAGUAUUGUUUGAUUCAUGUGAAGAAAGUCUCAAUCCCCAGGGCCGGUCUGGAUCACAGCGUCCCACCAGGCUGGACCCUCAGCAUGGACCCUGAAGGGGUUUGGGUCUUCACGAGCGACUACACGCAGGAGCAGUGGAUCAAGUCGCUAGACGAUCGAGGACGGACGUAUUACUACCUUCGAGACGGCAGCAAGUCACAGUGGAACUUACCUGAGUACUCUGGAAGUCCAGGACAGUAUGGAGUGGGAAAUGGGGCCUCGGUAGAGCAGGAUACAAUGGGGUCCAAGCAGAACUGGAGGCACAGUGCAGGAUACCAGGAAGAUAAAAGUCACUCAUCAUAUCCUCAGCAUAUAUUGGAAAGCGACAUCUACAGCUCUCCUGAGAUGCCACAUAAUGUUUCAAACUUGGAAAAGGCUGGAAUCCUGAACAAAACUAAGGUGUCUGAAAACGGGAAGAAAAUUAGGAAGAACUGGAGUCAUUCCUGGACGGUUCUCCAUGGAGGAAUACUGACAUUCCAUAAGGAUCCAAAGUCACCAGCUGGAGCAUCGGGCAAAACAAAUCAGAUAGUCCCAGAAUUCACAGUGGACCUGAAAGGGGCAACAAUUAACUGGGCACCCAAGGACAAAUCAAGCAAGAAAAAUGUUUUGGAGCUGAAGAGUCGGAUUGGCGUGGAGUACCUGAUCCAGUACGACACUGAGAGCAUCAUCACGGACUGGUAUAAAAUCAUCACAGACACCAUACGCCAGCUGGAUCUGCGUCAGGAUCCGGAACAGCACCACUCUGACGAUGAGGAGGAAGUCGUUGAGAAGUCCUCAAGCGUAGACAGAGAGGACAGAGCCUUCGACAAAAGAACUAUGAGCAAUGCAUCUCGUCAUCCUUCAUCUACUUCGACAUCUGAAGCAGAUCAGAAGAAGGUCCGUACCAAACUGAAGAAGCUUCUCCUCAAGCGGCCCACCCUGCAGUCGGUCAAAGACAAAGGAUAUAUCAGAGAAAAUGUAUUCGGAUGUCACUUGCACAAUCUUUGCAGCCAAGAAAAGACGAGAGUGCCCAGCUUUGUGGAGAACUGCAUCCGGACAGUAGAGAAAAGAGGUCUGGGGAUCGAUGGACUCUACAGAGUUAGUGGGAAUUUGGCAGUCAUCCAGAAACUGCGUUUCAAAGCAGAUCAUGAGGAUCUGGACCUGGAGGAGGGGAACUGGGACAUCCAUGUGAUCACAGGAGCGCUGAAGCUCUUCUUCAGAGAGCUGCAGGAGCCUCUCUUCCCUUACAAUCUCUUCAAUGAUUUCAUCAAUGGCAUCAAAAUCCCUGAUUAUUACAAUAAAAUAGCACACAUGAGAAAUGUGGUACGGUCUUUGCCACUACCCAACCGUGACACAAUGGAGGCCCUCUUCAGCCAUUUACGCAAGGUUAUUCAACAUGGUGAUGAGAACAGAAUGACUGUGCAGAACGUGGCUAUCGUUUUCGGCCCAACGUUACUCAAACCGGAGGUGGAGACAGCAAACAUCGCCACUUACAUGGUCUUCCAGAACCAGAUUGUAGAAUUCUUACUCAAUGAAUUUGAGUCGAUCUUCCACAUGUGAUUGACAUGAACUUGCACUGAAUACAAAACCCACUCAAAUGCUGGAGAUGACUGUGCAAAACUGAUCUCAGUCCAGUGAGAGGGACAGUAUGUAACAGAUCUGUGAAGAAAAGCCUCCAAAUGGCACAUUUUGCAGCAGGUUAUGAAUAGAAAUGCUACCGAAAUCUAGAACAGUAGCAUCUAUGAUUAAUAUAUUAAUAUCACUGAAACGUUUUACAUGAGCAGUUUAAAUGUUGGCCAAUAAGGGCAAUACACAUUUUAAAACUGUAUAGCUAAAAUGUAGUUUAAAAUAAUGAGUUAUGUUUCCUUUUAGACUUAAAGAGAGCUGCAUCACAGGACGUUAUGUAAGAAUAUCAGUGAGCUUUCAUUUUAAAUAGUUUUCAGCUACUCCUGGUUUUUCUUGCUACAGAAAGAGCAGGUCAGUUAAAUAAUAAUUUAGUUUAACUUUGCUUUCCUGUGGUCUUUUGUCUUUCUGUAGAGUCGUGCAAAACACUGCAAGUUUUUACCCUAUUUGUUUGGAUUUGCAAUGUGAUAAUAGGUGAAUAAUAUUAAAUUACAACAUUUUUAUGUUUAGGUGUCAAUUUGAGUUUUUUAUUAUUAUUAUUAUUAUUGUUAUUAUUAUUCUUUAAUACUUGCAUCUGUAACAUAGAACUUUACAAAGAAGAUACUGCAGGCCUGUUACUGUACAUUGGAAAUGCUAAGUUGUAAGACUUGUACAUUGUCAUUAAAGGCACAAUAUUUUAGAUUUUUUUUGGUACCAAAAUAUAGACUCUGAAUUUGCACAUAGAUUAAGCAUUAAUAUUUUAUGAAAAUUGGCACACUCCUGUAGUAAUCACUGUAAGAUGUUUGAAGGUGUGUGUGUGUAUAGAAAAGGCAUAUUUAUGCUGUACAUUACCCGAAGUAAGCAAGCUUUUAAUAAAGUAACUCUUUUAUAAAUUAA